AUGGCCUCGGGCCCUGGAGGGAGCUGGGGUCAGCCCCCACCGCUGAGUGCAGCCGGGACGCCCUGGGUGACCGUCCUGCAGCCUGUCACAUGGGCCGUCCCACCGCCGCCCCCGCAGCCCGGCCGAGUGAAGGAAGACCUGCUGGAACUGAUGUUGCUGCAGAACGCGCAGACGCACCAGCUGCUGCUGAGUCGCCUGGUGGCAGCCGCGCUCCCCCCGGGGCCAGCCUCUUGCCACCCGCAGAAGAACCAUAACCGUGCCCCCACCCCCACCCCCCAGUGCCACAGGCACUGUGGGUGCGGAUGUACCCCCGGCUUCAGGUAGGGGCAGGGUAGGGGGGCAGUGGGGCCCAGGGAU
This is a messenger RNA of Mirounga angustirostris (Northern elephant seal), 357 nucleotides long. RefSeq names its product proline rich 29 (gene PRR29). NCBI's taxonomy places the organism in Eukaryota, Metazoa, Chordata, Mammalia, Carnivora, Phocidae. Bases 1 to 324 code for a protein of 107 amino acids. The record is from RefSeq and is a predicted model, not a curated record. The transcript is spliced from 4 exons.